Molecule: messenger RNA, 636 nt
Organism: Suillus fuscotomentosus
Lineage: Eukaryota; Fungi; Basidiomycota; Agaricomycetes; Boletales; Suillaceae
Exons: 4
Coding region: 1-636 (211 amino acids)
Source: RefSeq, a predicted model, not a curated record
AUGCGGCAAGAUCAUCUUCAGCUUGCUUUAAUGAGAUGGGGCGCUCAUCCGUCAUCACCUCGUCAAAGCGCGCAAUCAAAUCCUCCACUCUUGCACAGCAGUGGGGUAGCGCUUAACAAUGGUUUGCUGGGCCAGGCACAACUGUAUUCUCGGGACAAAAAUGCCCAGAGGUAUGCUAAAUUCGUCAGCAUACUCCAACUUCUUGAAUGCGACCUGCGCUCGGUUGUAGAGAGGUCAUCGAAUGCCAAAGCCGUAAGAGUGAGGCAGAUGUACCAGUAUAACAUGUUCUUUAUGUGUCUUGCAUCUGGGGGAGCCUCCAUGGAACGCAACACCCUCAUCAUAUUUCCUAUCUCCUGGGGUGCAUUCCUGAAUGCGACAUACUCCCAGAUUGCCUGCAAGCUUGACAGCACGGUGCAGGAGCCCAAAGCGUAUGAAUGGUGUCGCUUUCGGGCACUUUUAAACCUUUCUUCGCAAAACGCCGGCCGUCGUAGUGGUCUUUGCUCGAGUAGUAAAGUAAAGCGCUCAGCAAGCAAGGCUGUUGUCCUGAAUAUGAAGCAGCUUCAUACCGCUAUCCUUGACGGUGACUUGAAUGGAAAGAGACCUGGCGUCAAGGCUGUUUUCCGGCAGCUCUUUUAA